AUGUCUCCGAAUUAUCUAUUGAAUUUUAGUCCCUUGCAGAAUAAUUCGGUUAAUGCCCGGACCCGCACGCAUAAUCAAAUCAUCGUUAUCGGUAUGAAAUAUUUAGGGUGGCUCCUUGCCACAAAGUCCCCUUGUUUCAUAUUCUACGUCGAGCGCAGCAUCCUCUUGGAACUCGAGUCUACCUGUACGAGCUGCCGUGGAAAGCAAGUGAAAACUCUUCUAGUCUGCCUUGGUCCAGCUAGGGCCCAAAUCACACCCGAUCCAGGAGAGAGCUCGUACGAUUCUUGCAAACACUUCCUCCUUGGCUCCGAACUGUAUCUUUGGUCGGGUCCCUUCGGCGACCAGCUGGGUUCGGAACUAGAAUCUGGAUGGACUCAACGACUUAUUGAGGAUGAGACGCCGUGUUCGAGUCUGUUCUUGGAGCCACUUAUAUUCGGUCUCCCGCAUCUCGAGACGAUCACUCAGCAGAAGUUCUUUGCAACCGAUAUGACCAUGGAAGCAGACUGGGUGACACUGCUGGCCUUGGAAGUCACGAGCACGAUUACGAUGCCGCAUGGACGUGAACAGACCUUUGUCGAGCAUGAAAAUGAACAAAUCAUUGAAUUACUUGAUUUCGAGUAG
Suillus subaureus is the source of this 621-nucleotide messenger RNA. RefSeq lists its product as uncharacterized. The record is from RefSeq and is a predicted model, not a curated record. The coding region runs from base 1 to 621 and encodes 206 amino acids. Lineage: Eukaryota; Fungi; Basidiomycota; Agaricomycetes; Boletales; Suillaceae. The transcript has 2 exons.